UGUGGUGCCGGUGGGUCGUGAACGGCAGUGUUUCUCGGCCCUGCCCCCGGCCAAGGGGGUGGCGGGAUGUGAGCGAGGCCCUCGGCCGGCGCGGAGACCAUGUUCCCCCCGGGCUCCACCUGGAAUAUCUCCUUCGCCGGCUGCGGCUUCCUCGGGGUCUACCACAUCGGCGUGGCCAGCUGCCUGCAGGAGCAUGCCCCCUUCCUCGUCGCUAACGCCCGAAAGAUCUACGGCGCCUCCGCCGGGGCGCUCACCGCCACGGCCCUCGUCAGCGGCGCCUGCCUCGGUGAGGCUGGUGCCAGUAUCAUUCGAGUGUCAAAAGAAGCACGGAAGAGGUUCUUGGGCCCACUCCACCCAUCUUUCAACUUGGUGAAGAUUAUUCGGAUCUGCAUGUCCAAGACUGUGCCAGAGAAUGGGCAUGAAGUAGCAGCAGGACGCUUGGGCAUCUCCCUCACACGGGUCUCUGAUGGAGAAAAUGUGAUACUGUCAGACUUCAAGUCUAAGGAGGAGCUGAUCCAGGCCUGUGUCUGCAGCACUUUUAUCCCUGUCUAUUGUGGGCUGAUACCUCCAACCUUACGUGGAGUGAGAUAUGUGGAUGGAGGGAUUUCUGAUAAUUUGCCACGCUAUGAGCUGAAGAACACAAUCACAGUGUCUCCAUUCUCAGGAGAGAGUGAUAUCUGUCCACGGGACAGUUCCACAAACAUGCAUGAGCUCAGAGUCACCAAUACAAGCAUCCAGUUCAACCUUCGCAACCUCUAUCGACUUUCCAAGGCCCUGUUCCCUCCAGAGCCGCAGGUGCUGCGGGAUAUGUGCAAGCAGGGCUAUCGAGAUGCACUCCACUUCCUGAAGAAGAACGGCCUCCUUCAUCGUCCAAGUCCUGCCCGUCCUCUCCUUGCCAUAGAAGCUCCCCCAGAGGAGAAGAAAGAGGGAGAAACAGAAGCUGAGGAGCAGUUGGAGGACAAUGCUGCCCUUGCUGUUGUUGAAGAACACAUCUUUGAACACUUGCCUCCCAGAUUGAACCAAGCUCUUAUGGAGGCUUGUGCUGAAAGAAGAGGGUUUUUGACUGGUAUCUCCAACAUGCUGCCUAUACGUGUGGCCACUGCAAUGAUGGUCCCCUACAUGCUGCCUCUGGAGUCUGCAGUUUCCUUCACGGUCAGGUUGCUGGAAUGGUUACCAGAUAUCCCUGAGGAUAUCAGAUGGAUAAGGGAGCAAGUGACUGAAAUCUGUAACUACCUUGUGAAGAAAGCCAAAAAGAAACUGGGCAGCCAUCUUUCAGCCAGGCUUUACUAUCAUCUUGAGCUUGGAGGAACCCAGAGCCUGCCAAUUUCUUCAGCAGCUGCGUGUGGUGAAACACUGCCCAUGUGGAUGAGAAGUAACCGUUCCCUGUCCGAUGUCAUGCUGAAAUGGGAGGAGUACCAGCGCCAGCUCAUGCUGGGCUUACUCUGCAUCAAUGUGGACAUGCAGGCCUCCCUCUUCCCUCAGGAAGGAUUUCAGAUAAAGCUUCCACCUCUAGACUAUGCAAAAGAGUGCCUGCCACUAUUCUGAGCCUGCUGCCAUGAGGGAAUGGGGGUGGGUGGGAAGGGUGUUGGAUGGGACCAGUCUCAUCCCCUGGCAGCCUGCUGCCCUGUGCUUGUGAAUAUGCUGCAAAGGGGAUUUUCCAGGGAUGGAGACUGGUGGAAAUGACUGUAGCCAUUUGUUGCCCGCUGGGCCAGGCAAGGAGUCUGUGUUCAAAGAAACACAUGUGCAGGCACUUUGCUUUAGACUUACCUGGCCAUUUCCUGUGGCCAAGCAGAUGCUGACCCAGCUGGGCUCCCCCAAAUAAUGCACUUUGAAUUGCCAUUAGGUUUUUACCACCAAAUAAUCAGGAUGUAGCUGACAUUCUGGAGUUCAUAUAGCUUUAGCUUUCUCUGGUUUCUAGAGGCCAUCAGUUUUUCUUUUUUUCUCUUUUUUUUUCUUUUUAAUCAUCUGAUAUCACUUAGCUCUUCAUGCUACUGAAAGAUGAAGUAGCAUCUGUUGCCAAACCAAACUUCCUCUUAACUUUCUUCUUCACUGAAGUCAGAUCCUUUCCUCUGUCCCUAAGCUGCAUCCUCACUGGAAGCCAGAGCUGGUUCUGCUGCAGUCUGCACUGGAACUGCAGAAAUGUAGGAAAAUUAUGCAUUUACCUUGGUUAAUGUUGUGGUUGCUCUCACUGACUUUUGUCUUGAUGGAACUUUUGCUGUCUGAACUGAGUGUUAAAUCAUAUUUUAAAGAACUAGGUUAGACUAAGCUAUUUUUUUGGUUUUCCAGAGAAACUCAUUGAGUUUGAGGCCCCAUUCUAGUCAGUGUGAAUGCAGUUAGUGUGGGGUUGCUUUGGAAAAGCCUCAACCUGGCUCUCCAAGGAUUGGCCCAGCAUCUGGUAUUGGGAAAGGAAUGUGAAGUGUCUGUAGGAAGGUGAGAUUGUGUGGGCAUGUUAUUUUUGAGAGGCUUGUGGUAGUGUGUCACAGCAAGUGCAAGGAAGGAGCUGACUGAGAGGGGUCAGGCUUCACCCCUUAAGUGACCAUACGACUGAAGGAAAUUCUAAGUUGGUACCAUGGCAGGGGACUCUACUGACCUCAGGCUCUAUUCUUAUCUUGUGUUGGAAGAAUUUGGACACUGAGGACUGAGGUUUGGGAGUGAUAGGGAUACAGGCUUCCAGCUCUGUCAGCCCCACCACAUGCCUAUCUUGCACUGUGGCUUACAAGUGGUACCACAGUGCAUCUGGCAAUAGCAGGAGCAUCAGUACAUGUACAGCCCUCUUGGAGCUGGCUACAUUUGACAUUUGUCUGUCUCUUAAAAGACUAGAGCUGAUGGGUCUGUAGCAGGGCAGGACUCUGCUUUAUAAGUUACUGCCUGCACAGUGGCAGCCUAGUUGCAACUUGCUGUGUGCAAACAAACACUCUGAUCUCCCCAGGGUGAAACCUGGCUUCCUGUGGGGAUUGCACAUGCUUGAGCUUCAGUCCUUACACUGGGACACAACCAACUCCUAGUAUCCUUUUUCUGCAGCUUGCCUAGCUGCAUGAAGCGUCUUCUACCUCUCCUAGCACAAAUAGUGUGCAGCUGGACAAAGCAAGUGCAUGCUGUGUUUGCUUGGGAGCAGGAUGGGGUGCCUGAAGCUGAUACAUGUAGGAAAGUGAUUUGUAAUAGGCUCACAAUUGUCCCUUUAGUUUAUAAAGGGAAAAUAUCCCCAGAAAUUCUACUGAUGGCUGGAGAAAGUAGUGAAUCUAUUUGAUCACAUCUGCAAGAGAAGAUCACCAAGUGUGGAAGAGAAACUUGGAGGAUUCUGAAACCAGAAGUUAGGAAUAUUAGAUUAUAAAACAAAUCAGUCUUAAAGAUGUAACACUGUCUAAAGCCUGCAGAAGGAGCUCGCUGCUAGAUGGAUGUAACUGUAGUCUAGGUGAACUAGCAACAAGCUGCUAUCAGUUUUGUGGCAGCAGGAUAAAUCUGAUGAAACUUGGCAUCAAAAAGGGGUAUUUAUGUGGGCUUUCCUCCCCACAUCCCCACUCUCUGGGCUGCCUUCUUUGGAGGAAUGAGAAAUGCACUUCUACUUAGCUUGCCAAAUGGUAUCUCCGCUCCUCAUGCGUGCAGAACAAUUGGCAAGAACAUGUAGAUAUUUAAUGGCAUAAAAUGAAGGGAUUUCCUCCAGAAGCAAAACAUCUGUGAGGGGCAGAGCCAGGAGAUGGGAAAACUUUGUGCUUGGAGGCUACUACCCUCUUGACUCUGCCUUGUUUGUUUAAACAUAUGGGUGGAGAGAAUGAGGCAACUAUUUUUUUAUCCCUUCUUCCUGGACCGGUAAAACCACUGAGUGAUUAUGUAAACCACUAAACUAUGAAAUAAAACUCUCUUGGUAAUAGAAUGUGCUAAGUAGUCACAGCUUGGCAUGCUUUUCCUUUGCAUCCCCUUUUGCCUUUUCUUGUCUUUCAUCAGAACUGAAUGGACUGGUGCCACCCUCUCCCAGUGCUCUGAUCCAGAAGGUUUGCUGGUUCUGGUUCAUCCAUUUCAACAGACUUAACUGCUGUGGCUAGUGAAAGGCCCAAGUUUUGUUCUUUAUAUAACCUCAUCUGUCUUUGAUUUGUUAUAUUAACCUCCCAAAGAAAAGCUUUUGUAUGCUUUGACUGUAACCACAAACCAAAGCCAAGCUUCAAAUGCAAAGGGCCAAUUCUUCAGAGAGGAAACUCCUGCUUUCCCUAUGCUAAUUUGCAGGGUGUGAACAUAUAGUGGGAAAGCACCACCCUGCAUUAAUCCUUUCUUUGCCUAAAUUUAUUCCCCAGAUAGCACAGUGGUUUUUGUGAUAGCUAGUUGACUUCUCUCUCUCUAUAUAUAUGUAUAAUAAAAUUUUAUAUCAUGAUCAAAAAAUGGUAGCUCUGUCAAAAAAAAAAAAAAAAAAUAAUACCCCCUAAACUACUUUCUUCCUUCUCUUUAAGAGAAGUUUCAAGCACCUGUUUGAAAUUCUUACUGCUUAUUCAUCACAGAUCACAAAGGAUGAGGAGGAUAGGAAAGAUAGCCCAGCAGAUGCAGAAAAAGGCCUGUGGUUGCUUUUGAAGAAUGGCUUUUGAUUAUGCAGGGCUAUCUUGUCUGGAUCAGACCCCAUUUCUCUCAAAUCCCUGGAAACCUCUUGAUAAACCUGUCUAGGUCCAACCUAGAGUCUAUCAUAAUGAUGUUAUCUGGAAUUCUUCUCCAAGUCUUUGCUGUGCGUUUGCCUUGUGGUACAUGUUAGCUGCUCCCCAGCAGCUACUAAUUAACAUACAUUUAUCAAGUUUAUAGGAACAAGGUAAUCAUCUGUAGUGGCUGGGCCCAUCUUCAGUGGAAUGUGUAACUGGGCAGCCCAGUGGGUACUUGUCAGGGCCUGGCUGCACUCCAGUAUAUGGUGUUUGAGAGCUCAGGUUCCUGGACCAAAAGUUCAUCUUGCAGUCCAUGUCACAAGUCCCCAUGACAUUCACUUGAACACCUCAAGGGUUCCAAUCGUUGCAGUUUCCACUGUUCUACAUAAAGGAUUCCUGCAUUCAGGAAUCCACUUUUUUUUUUCCUCUCCUUUCUAUGGUACAGGUAUUGCUGCUUUUAACAAGGCUAACAGUGAAGUUUGGGGGCAUCUAAUCAGCUCCUAACCUGUGCAAUACUGUAAAGUGUUUCAUGUUGUGCACAACUGUGCAUCUCUGGCAUGCUCUGUAAGCCACAAUGAAUGUAUGGUAUGUUGGGUUUGGUUUACUGCCUGCCCUACUGCUAAUAUAACAUUGCAAGUUGAUUUUCAAGGGGGAGGGGGAAAAGCCCAACUUCUGACCAGUCUUCAUAAGACCUAGGAAUUGUUUUCUUAUGUCUUUGGGAGGACUGUGUACCUACAGCUCUAUGAUCAGGGAAUAAAUGAGAAUUUGCUCUCUCCCAGUACUGGGGUGUCCUCAGUAUAUAUUCUAUAUUCCCCACUACUUUGUCCUUUUUAUUUUUUUUAACAAAUUCAUUAAUCUGGUGAUGAAGCUUUCACCUCUUCCAUAGAAAGGAGAACUCUCACUUUCACUAAAGGAGUUGUGGGAGAAAUACCUGAAACUAAUGGAGUUUUCUUUUGUUUUAUGCUGCACUGCCCAAUAUUUGGGGUACAUUUCUGGUAAAUCUGUGGUAGAAGUGGUAGCAGGGUUGCAUGUUGCCAAAGUCAGAGAGCCUUGCCAACAUGGUUCUUAAGCACUUUUUUUUCCUUCCCCUUUCUCUGUAAGUCAAUGAGAAUAGACCAUCUCACCUGGCUCCUACAUCAGCCAGUUUGUGCCAAACUCAUCCUGUGCCUUUGCAGUGGGCUGUGGCCUGCCUGCCUGCCUGCCUUCUGUAUCCCUGUGGUGUCUGCAUCUUUAAUGCAGUACUUAGACCCCUCUCUUCUUCCUCCUUUCCAUUACUGCUACCAGUGGGAUGUUGCUCUGUUUCCAGUCUCCAUGUGGCUCCACUAGGACAGUUUUGACUUAAUGGCAUCUGUCUUAUUGUGUGGACCCACACCAGCCUUCCUGUAAAGGGAGGGGAAACCUGUAAUUCUAAAACAGAAGAUGAGAAAUGUAACUUUGGAACACAUAUCUUCAUCUUUUGGGUUUUCCUCUUGCUCUGGAAAAUAGCAUCUAAAGCAGAUCUUCACCAGCUAAAUGUUUCCUGGGAUCUUCUGCUGUCAGUGAGUCUGAGAAGACCCUUAAGCACACAGGACUUGUAGAGCGCUGUGGAAAUUACUGAUGUCAGAGCAGCAACUAGACUAGCAAUAGCGUAUGCAAGUAUAUUUACACAACAAUGUCAUUUAGUAGUUCUCAUAGUCACUUUGACAGUUCAGUAUUAAAUUGUUAAUGCUUUUCUUUCCCCCCUCCUAUUUUUUCUAAUAUUUUGCUGAAGGAAAUGUAACUAUUUAUUUUGGCAGAAAUAUGUCUUCUAAUAAAAAGUUUCUCAGUAUACUUACCUGGCUGUGGUAGGUUGCUUGCCUUGCCAUUUAGAGGUUUAUUAAAUAUACAUAUAUUUUUGAGUGCA
This is a messenger RNA of Rhea pennata, 6498 nucleotides long. It is a transcript of the gene PNPLA2, whose product is annotated as patatin like phospholipase domain containing 2. Gene Ontology annotation, cellular component: membrane; cytoplasm; lipid droplet. The transcript has 9 exons. The coding region runs from base 100 to 1545 and encodes 481 amino acids. Gene Ontology annotation, molecular function: triacylglycerol lipase activity. Gene Ontology annotation, biological process: lipid homeostasis; positive regulation of triglyceride catabolic process; triglyceride catabolic process. Lineage: Eukaryota; Metazoa; Chordata; Aves; Rheiformes; Rheidae. The record is from RefSeq and is a predicted model, not a curated record.